AUGACAAAUGUGGAAAUUGAUUUCCCGCGUGAAGACUUGUCUAUAGAUAGAAAACACCGGGGAAUAUACUCAGAUAAUGAUGGAACAGCGGACAUUAAGCGGCGAAAAGUUAAAAAUGAGCCAAAGUCUGAAUAUGAUGGUGUAUGGAAUCAGCGUAUAACUACGGAUUUUCUCACUGAGGGAAUGCUUGGUUUGGGUGUUAUUAUGAAAAUUAAAGAGACAGAAAUACUGCUGGAAUGCUCGGAUGGUAUAAUUGUUAAAGUACCUGUUCAAAAUUUUGGUAACUUAAUGCUAGAAACAUUAAAAAAUUCAUCUCUUACACUGGAAGAUAUCUUCAAAGUUGGUCAAAUGCUAGCAUUCAAAGUUAUCAAAGCCAGAGAAAUUCAUGAGAUUCGAAAACUAGGAAAAAAAGCUUCAUAUCCUAUUGUCAGUUGUGAUCCACUGAUUGUCAAUUUUCAUCUUAAUCCUGGUGCUUUAAUCAAUGGUCUCGUGCUUAAUGGUUUUGUGGAAAGUGUGGAAGAUAAAGGUGUUAUUAUUAAUCUUGGUUUGCAGUCAAUUGAAUUAAAAGGAUUUCUAGCAGAAAAGCAUUUACCACCUACUUUUGAAAGGGAAAGUUUAGUAGAAGGACAACCACUAUUGUUGCGAAUACAGGAUGAAAAUUUACUUAAUAAAAAAGCACGAGUCAUUAGCCUGUCUAUGGUCCCCGAAACGGAAUGCUUGAAUGAUGCUGCUAUCAAAAGGCUUAAACUUAACGAUUUAAUGCCAGGAACUUUACUUUUAGUAAAUCCAUUGCAACCAACUGCAAGUGGUGUAUAUGUCAACAUUGGAAAUGAUAUAAAAGGAUAUGUGAGCAGGCAACAUUUACCACCAAGAUAUCGUAACGACCCAUUUAAGUGUUUGAAGUCUUUUAAAACAAUUGUAAUGUUUUGUCAGCAAAAUAGUAAUUUGUUAAUAUUGAAUGGACAUCCAGAUAUUAUUGCCGUUAGUAAGUUCGUAAAACGAACUAAUUUUGAGAAUAUUCACAUUGGCGAUAUUAUUGAGUGCAAGGUAAGCAGUGUGGAUAAGAAUGGAAAUGUCAAUUUUGAUAUAUCAUUACAUGAAGAUGAAAAGAAUCCAUUGGUUGCAGCAUUUGCUAGGAAAACUGAGCUAGAAGAUCGUCUUGAAUACAAGAAGGGAACAAUACAUCAAGCACGUGUGCUAUCAUUCAAAAUGGUUGAAAGACUAUUAAUAGUUGCGACACGUAAAGAUAUCUUAGCACAAAAAAUGGUCUGCGUGAAAGUAAGACUGGAUGCUGUUCCUGGUGAGAAAGUCACCGCAAAAGUGAAAUCUGUGCUAGCUAAAGGAUUGUUCGUCAAAAUAUAUAAUUCGAUCCCAGGAUUUAUACCUAAAAUCCAUCUUUCUGACAAGUUGAUCACACGAAUUGACAAACAUUUCGUCGUCGGUGACGAGCUGAACUGUCGUAUUUUGAAUGUGAAUAGACUGAAAGAACAACUUAUUCUGACAAAUAAACAAUCCCUUACAACAAACAAAGACACAAUCAUCAAGAGUUAUGAGGAAGUUACGACUAAUACGAUAUCCACUGGUUAUAUUAUCUCUCAGCACCCAAGUGGUGGGCUUAUCAUAGGUUUUUACGGUGGAACUCGUGGAUUCAUGUUUCCAAAAGAAGCGGAACGAUUAGGAACCAACAUAAAAAUUGGUCUAACAGUCCGUAUUCAAGUGAUCAGUGUUGAUCCGCAACGCGAGCGUAUGUUGGUUGCGGUAGCAAAUACGAUUAAUGGUGCAACUGCGAUAGCGAGGGCUCAGCCAUUUGUAAUCGAUGCAGAGAAUCCGAUUUCUUUUUCGGCAAUUGUUAUAAACAUUUCGUCGGAUGGUAAUAUGUUAAAACAGAACGAGACUUUGAACGUUGCUAUCCGGCUAGGAAAGAAACUGGAUAAAAAAGUGGAGGCAUUCAUUCCGAGAGAACUACUGAGUGACUACCUUGAUUUACCUUUUUCUUCACUAAGCGAAAGCAUUGCACUUGAAAGCAUACUACCAAAAGUUGCAAUACUGGGCGAUGUUGCUGGAAAUCUCAAGGCGACGAGUAAACGUUUCAUAAUCGAUUGGUUAGAAAAACAUCCACGCAUCACUAGUAUUCAAAAUCUUGCCAAAGGAGAACUUGUUUGUGGUAACAUCAUCCAAAAGCAUCAGGAAAUGGGAUAUUUUGUUGAAUUGGCAGGUGGCUCAGCUCUCACAGCCCCAGCACGCUUUAUACGUCCGAUGGCAUUGUCAGUGCAAGAACUUCAAAUAGGACAAACCGUUGUGGCACGAGUAUCAUCAGUUGAUUUGGAGAGGAAACGAUUUGCUUUAAUCUUGGAUAUACAUCUAUGUGUACCACCCGGUGCAGAAUCUGAUUAUUUUGCACCAUCUAUGGUAUAUUAUGUUUUGGAGGAACUGAAUUGGUUUAUAGCAAACAAUCCAAAUAUUUCGCAAAUACCAAAAAUCGGAGAAUGUAUCGACAUAAAGAUCAUAGAGGUCUCAGAAUGCAGUGUUAUUGUACAGUGUGCUGAUAACUCAAAUUUCAAGGGACACGCAAUAAAUAGCACUAAUAUUCUGGAGGGAAGAAGUUGUGCGAAAGCAUUAGUUCUGGAUGUCAAAUUGCCAUCCUGUGAAUUGGUUCUAUUUUUUCUGAAUGACGGUGUUCAGCAUUUGAAUGAGAAGAAACUACAGUCACUAGUGUGCAGUAAAAAGAAAUUUGACGCGAAAGUAUGGUUACACAAAAGAGAAUAUGCGGUUGCGAUAGCAGAAGUUGAAAAAUUGGCUUUUGUGGUUUGCAUUCCGGUGAGAAUACAUCCGAAUGUGAAUAUUAUUUCUGCAAAGUCAGAUGGAAAUGACAAUCACUAUACGAUUACACCCAAGCUCGUUGCUGGCAACAUUGUUAUUGGAACUGCAAUGGAAACGUUGAAGAAAUACGAAUUGACUCAUAGGAAAUUUAAAACACCUGUGAAGGCAGCAGUAAAGAAAAAAUUGAAGCAGUUUUCGAUUUAUACAGCAAAAGUUAAGGGAAUGUGGUCCAGAGAUGACUUAUAUAAUGCUGUCGAAUUAGAGUUACCCGAUGGCAGUAUCGGACGUUUACACGCAUCGGAAUUUGAUGAAAGCUUCUUAAAUCAAACUUCUCAUCCAGUUCAAAGUUUUUUGAAAAAAAGGAAAAAUAAAACAGUGAACGUUAAAAUUAUAUGUUUCACGAAGUUGAAGCAAAAAAUGGAGAAGAUGGAUCUUUCUAAACCAAAAGGAAAGGGUGUUCAAAAAGGCGAAAAAAUGGUUGUUGUGACACGUUUGUCUGAAUGUACGAUGAAAACUUGGAAAUUGAAUGAGACGAAGAGAAAGCAGUCACUUCUGGGGUAUCCACAAAGUUAUACGCAUGGAUCGUUAAUACCUGUUUUUGUUUGUAAGGGACCUCAUGUUGGAGUGGUCAGAGUGGAAGUUAGCCCACUUUGGAAUGGUAUUAUUCGGAAGCAGAAUUUGUAUGAUGAAAAUUUGAUAACUAAUCCAACAAACGAUGCAUCAGCAUUAGUUGAUAUCGAUUUUGAAACCGGUGAAAAAUUAAUUGCACAAGUUAUUGGAGUGAAUGUUUACAAGAAUGGACGUGGAAAGUCGAGGCAUCGAAAAUGUUUGGAAAUGACCUUAAAAGAAACACGAAAGAUAUUCGAGCGUGGUGACCGUGUGACAGGGCGAGUUGUCGGCAUUACGCAGUCACCAAGUAGUGUUAUAUUGGAACUUACUAAUAAUCAACGAGCUGUUCUUACUUUGACU
Messenger RNA from Acanthocheilonema viteae, 3789 nucleotides. NCBI's taxonomy places the organism in Eukaryota, Metazoa, Nematoda, Chromadorea, Rhabditida, Onchocercidae. The record is from the annotation of a GenBank genome assembly.